This is a messenger RNA of Chiloscyllium plagiosum (whitespotted bambooshark), 1509 nucleotides long. RefSeq lists its product as uncharacterized. Gene Ontology annotation, molecular function: microtubule binding; GTPase activity. The record is from RefSeq and is a predicted model, not a curated record. Gene Ontology annotation, biological process: defense response to virus; synaptic vesicle budding from presynaptic endocytic zone membrane; receptor internalization. NCBI's taxonomy places the organism in Eukaryota, Metazoa, Chordata, Chondrichthyes, Orectolobiformes, Hemiscylliidae. Gene Ontology annotation, cellular component: microtubule; nucleus; synapse.
UAUCGACUCGCUGAGAAGAUUGGUGUGGAUAAGGAUCUGGCUCUUCCAGCCAUCGCUGUGAUUGGAGACCAGAGCUCUGGGAAGAGCUCAGUAUUGGAGGCACUGUCCAGGGUGUCACUACCCAGAGGGAGUGGUAUUGUUACCCGGUGUCCUCUUGAAUUGAAGCUGAAGAAAGCCAAAGAGGACAAUGUGUGGAAGGGCAAACUGACGAAUGAAUAUUUUCAAGUGGACCUGACAGAUCCAUCAGAAGUAGAGAAAGAAAUCCAGGCAGCUCAGAACAUCAUGGCAGGUGAAGGAUUGGGAAUCAGUCAAGAAUUAAUCAGUCUGCAAAUUGAAUCUAGCAACGUUCCUGACCUGACGCUGAUAGAUCUACCAGGAAUUGCCAGAGUAGCCAUCGGGAACCAACCAGCAGAUAUUGGUGAUCAGAUAAGAACUGAAGACCUAAAGAAACAACAAGAAAACCAGGCAAAAAUGCAGCUGCAAAUUCAAUUCAAGAUUGAAAAUGUGAUGUAUGUGCAAGACAGCAUCUACCGUGAGAAACUGAUCAAAAAAAAGUCUGAAACCAAAGAAUUGGUAACUGCAUUAGCCAAAGAUUACUUUGAAGAUUCUAUUCAUUUGGAUUUUCAGUUUUGCCCAACAAUGAUGCCUCCAUCGAAGAAAUGGCAUUGCAUCUGAAGACAUACUACAAGGUUGCAACCAAUCGAUUGGCCAACCAGAUUCCCCUGAUAAUAGGCUAUUAUAUUCUGCAAGAGUUUGCCUCCAAGUGCAGAUUGAGAUGCUUCAGCUUUUACGGGAGAAGGAUCACAUUGACGAGUAUCUCCAUGAAGAGAGAUGCAUUGCUGAGAAUCGGAAGACCCUCAGAAAUAAACUGGAGCGGCUGACACAAGCUCAUGAUCAUCUGUCCAAGUUUUAUUGAAUUUAAUUGGAAAUCAAGAAGUAUUCCAAUUUGAACUUUCUAACCUUGAUGAUGUGACAGAGAGCCAGAAAUUAUUGAUGCAAAGAGCAGUCACACUACUCAUUGUAGAGUAUGGAAUCGAUUGCAUUAGCAAACUGGAUUAGAAGAUUUUGUUAGGAGCAGCAGCAAAUUGAUGAACCUUCUUUAUAUGUGUCUCAAUGUCCUUUUUGGUCUGCUAUAUAUUACACUUUUAACUCUUUAUGCUGUCCAAACUGAGUUGGUGCUAUCUUUUUGAAUUCCAAUUCUUCCUGAUGACCCUUCUUAACUUUAUGUUGUAAUUAGACAUUUUACUUUGCAUUUCCAUUUCACUCUUCUUUUCAUGGUAUCACAGUCAAUAUCUUAGUUUCUUGUGCAUGUGAGCCAUUGUGGAGCUUUUGAAGGGGGUUAAAAAAAAAGUCUUAAAGUCUUCAUCCUGUUUCUUUGGGAGCUUACAUCAAAAUAUACUAACUUGGCAGAGAAUGUUCUACUUGCUUGUCAAUAUUGUACACUGAAAGGAGAAAAUAUCAAAACAUAUGUUUACGUAUCGAGUCUUUUAUAUAAGUAAAGGAAGAGGA